AAAUAAACGAGGAAACUGUCAAAGCUGGUGCGUUUGUUCGCGUUGAUUACUUUCCUAGAAGUUUUUUUUAAUUUCGAUGGGUUUUUCUUAAUUCCAGCGGCUACCAGAUAAAAGUAAUAUAAAAUAGCGUAGUGUACAUUGAAAGAAUAUUCAGUUAGAGCAACUGAAAAUCCGAUUUUCGUCAAGAAACAACCAUAAUAGGUCAAGAGGAGCGGGGAUAUGUAUCGCUAUGUCGUGCUCAGUUUUUUAGCAAAAUAAGGAUUUUUGUCACAAAGGGGGCUAAUUAUCGUUCGAUAUGGUGGUGUCCUAGUAUUAACAAGAGCGGGCCUGUUGUGAUAAGUGAUGGAGUCGAUUAGAAAGUGGCUAUAUAAACCAAAGAAAGAUGACAAAUCACUUCUGGCCCAAUUCUUCUACGCCGACGAGGACCUCAACACUGUCGCCAACGAGCUGGACAGUUUCGACGGCCGAAAAGAUCCGGAACGGUGUACGUGGCUGGUCAAUCAGCUGCGCCAAGCUCAGGACAAGGUGCUGACCAUCACCAACGCCAUCAUGGACGUGCUGAUCGGGGACGAGCGCGCCAACCGGGACUUUCGGGUGAAGUUUCCCGAGGACGUGCUGCAGGAGAAUUUGGCGGGUCAGCUGUGGUUCGGCGCGGAGUGCUUGGCAGCUGGUUCCUCUAUCAUGAAUAGAGAAUCGGAAAGCUCCGCCAUGCGCCCCCUAGCCAAAGCCGUGACCAAGAGCCUGGAAAGCGUGCGCAACCUGUUACGCAACGCCUGUCUGCGCAGCAACACGCCCAACGGACCCAUCAAGCUCGACUCCAACGACCUAUUCACCGAGAUGCUCUUAGAAAGUCUGAAGAUAUUCGACCGCCUCUUCGCCGAGUUCGAACUGGACUACGUCAGCGCCAUGGUGCCCGUGAAAUCGACGCAAGAAUACGAACUGCAAGAGCUGAUCGGCGUGCUGUUCUCCGAAACGCUGCGCAGAGCGUUAUUGAUGAAGAUGCUCACGCAGGACAUGGUGGACGAUUGCGAUCCGGCCUUGAUGUUCACCAUCCCACGUCUGGCGAUUGUUAGCGGGUUAUUAGUGUAUCCGGACAGUCCUUUGUGUAUAGAUAAACCGAUGGAAGGUAUGAGCGAGAUGUUUCGACCGUUUCGCAUGUUGUUGCGGAAAAUUCGCGAACUGCUUUGGGCCUUAGAUAAGCGAGAGUUGUAUACGUUAGAAAAGCUGCUCUGUGAUAACGAGCAAAUCGACAGUGUGAGGGCGGUGGUGGACGUGGACCUUCGGGACGACGAGUAUUUUGAUCAGUUUUAUCGGGAUUUUUCUCGCUGGCAAAACCAACCGACCUACGAGUAUUCCUCGCCGACGGUUGAGAAAAAAGUGCCUCCGCAACCUGCCACGGUUCAACCUAGUAAUGUCCAGCGAGAAGUUACGCCGGAUAGGCCUUCCACCUCUGGAUAUCUGAUUCCUCAAAGUGUAGUGCGGAAUACCAUAAUCGCUUCGUCUGUUUCGCCAGGUCGGAGAGCUCAUGAUCAGUCCGUAGACUCGCCUCCAGAACACGAUUCUUUAGAGGUGAUAUCAGCCGCAGCUGCCACUCUAUCUUCCAUUUUAAACAUUAGCGACACGCCCCAGAAGAAGGCGUCAUCGCAGGACCUAGAAUCGCCGGACGAUUCAGGAAUCUGCACGGAAACCACCAGCUUGGAUAGGUCACCUAGUUUGGAAUCUAACGAACCUCGAAGAAGGUGUGAGUGCGGUCACUCACAGCGGCGGAUGGAGAAAAGUGAGUAUGGUAGGUCAUCGAAGAAGGGUUCGAGGAGGAGUAAAUCGCCGAAAAGGGAGACUGUGUCGAGGAAGAAGAAUCUGAGACAGGAGAUGUCGAGUUCGAGCAGCUCGGAGACGUCGUCGUUUAGUAGCGCGUGCGCCGACGAUGAGGAGAUAGCGUACGCGUUGCAGGCGGCGGAGAUGUUGAUCAAUAAAGAGGAACUUCGAGCAAAAUACAGUUCCAGCGAAGACCUCAUCCACCGACUGUUCGUUUGCAUCGCCGGCGUAGCCGACCAGCUCCAAACCAACUUCGCCUGCGACCUGCGCAACAUCCUCAAAUCCGUCUUUCUCAUCAACGCCUCCGACACCACCGACCCGCCACCCAAACCUCUGGAACCGCCCUCCUUGGAGUCGUCCAUCGAGUACCACCCCUCCGAAGACGAGGUGAUCGAGAACAACGAGUUCUCCGUCGACCCCAACAUCCUGGCCCAGGAGGCUUUGUUCGAUACCAACGUCUACUUCCAUCUGGACACCGACGGCUGUCCUAGCAAUUACACCAACCACCCUCGGCAGUUUCAGCUGGAAGACUCGUUGAACGAUUUGGUGUACAGUACCGGUCCGGGUACAGAUGGAACGCACGGCGAGGCUCCGUCUAUAGAGGAAUCACAUCGGGACAGCAUAGAAAGUCCGCCCGUGUGGAUCCCGGACGUGCAGGCGCCGAAAUGCAUGAGUUGCGGAUCGAAUUUUACUGUGAUGAAACGGCGGCACCAUUGCCGGAACUGCGGUAAGGUGUUCUGCGCUCGCUGUUCGUCCAACAGCGUGCCGCUACCCAAGUACGGCCUGGUGAAACCCGUCAGGGUUUGCAAUAAGUGCUUCUUAUACAAUUUGACCCCAUUUACAAUUCAUUAGAGGCGGCUGUUUUCGAGAGAGGAAGGCACACAGAGUACUUAUAGAGUGAGAUUUUUUUUGACUUGCGCUAUAGAUUAUUGGAAAUUUUAAUUUUGGAGGAUAGUGAAAUGUUUACGGUAAUUUUAUAUGUAUAAAAGAAAACUCGAACUAAACCAACCAGUAGGUAGCUCAUUAAAUGUAAACUUCACUAGCUCAAGGUGGUUCCGUGUAUAUUUUUUUAUUAUCUUGACCAUUUUUUAUCUUCACUUUUAUUUUAUUAACUAUGGACACUAAAUGUUGGGUUUAUUGAAAUAUACAGGGUCGUCUGAAAUGUAUUUGGGAAACUUCGGCAGCAUAUUCUACCGAUAAAAAUAUGUAAAAAUGUUCCAUAAAAUGCUUCAUUUCGGAGAUACAGGGUGUAGAACUUUCAUUUUUAUUUGUUUUUUUUUCUAAGUAAUUUCUGAACUAAUGUCCAUAUGGGCGUCUGGGUGUUUUUGGAUAUAAGUAUGCCUCCUACUUAUAGGGGGCGUCACCUAUAUAUUUUUAACUGUUUUGAAGAGUAAUAACUUUUAUCCGUACCUGUAUUACACUACUAAGUGGAAAAAUAUAAAUUUCCGCGGUAUUUUACGUCAAAAUGAUCUCUUGGUAAAAAUAGUUCACAAGAUAUUUGGAAUCAAAUGCUUCAUCAUUGACAAAAAUUAAACAUGUUGAUUAGAUAGUUAUUAGACUGAAAUAAUGAAUUUAGAAAUGUUUUUUGUCAAAGUUUCAACAGAAACCGUUUUACCAUGAUUUUUUCUAGAAAAAGUUAUGAUUAAUUAAAAAAAUAAAAAGUUCCCAAAUUUACUAUUUAACUUAAAUAACUAUAAUGAACAUGUUUAUUUUUUGUUAAUAAUGACAUGUAUUGACUAAAUUUCUAUUUCAAAUAUCUUGAGAACUGUUGCUGUAGCGAUUUUGAUCAAGAUAUUUUUUUGCAUAAAAAAAAUAUGGUAAUGUAUAUUUUUUCACUUGGUAGCUUUAUACAGGUACAGACGAAAAUUUAUUACUCUGCAAAAGAGUUAAAAAACAUGUAGGUGGCGCCUCCUUCAAGUAUGAAUUAUAUUGACAUAAAUCUUCAUGCCAGAAAACACCCAGAGACUAAUUUUCAUCUAAAUAUUGCCUACAGUUUAGGAAUUAUUUGGAAAAAAGCGAAAUAAAAAUGAAAGUUCUACACCCUGUAUUUCUGAAAGAAGCAUUUUAGGACAUGAAU
Messenger RNA from Sitophilus oryzae (rice weevil), 3892 nucleotides. Its product is annotated as lateral signaling target protein 2 homolog. The coding region runs from base 343 to 2667 and encodes 774 amino acids. The record is from RefSeq and is a predicted model, not a curated record. Gene Ontology annotation, cellular component: early endosome membrane. Lineage: Eukaryota; Metazoa; Arthropoda; Insecta; Coleoptera; Curculionidae. Gene Ontology annotation, molecular function: metal ion binding. The transcript is spliced from 5 exons.